AUGGACAAUCAAAGCACAGUGACAGAAUUCAGACUCCUGGGUCUCUCAAGCUUCCCAGAAAUGCAGCCGUUACUCUUCAUGAGCUUCCUGAUUAUCUACCUGCUGACCUUGGCUGGCAACCUCUCCAUUUGCUUGGCUAUCUGGGCGGAUACCACUCUCCACACUCCUAUGUACUUUUUUCUGGUCAACUUGUCUCUCUUAGACAUCUCAUACUCUUCUGUCACUCUCCCCAAUAUGCUAGUGACAUUGGUUGCCAAGAUUAAAUCUCUUUAUUUCUCCAAUUGCAUGGCCCAGCUGUACUUUCUCAUCUCCUUUGCUGGAUCUGAAUCUUUUCUUCUUGCCCUGAUGGCUUAUGACCGCUACAUGGCAAUAUGCCAGCCUUUGCACUAUGCAACCAUCAUGAACCACAGGACUUGUAUAUGCUCUGCCAUUGCUAUAUGGAUAGGUGGUUUUGUCUACUCAAUGUUACAUACGUUCUUCAUAGCCAGGCUACCUUUCUGUGGUCCCAAUGAAAUCAAUCACUUCUUCUGUGAGAUCCCUGCUUUGAUCAAAUUGGCCUGCAUGGACACCUAUUUUAAUGAGGUGGUGGUUUUUCUGCUCAGUGGAGCAGUAGCCCAGGGCAGACGCAAAACCUUCUCAACUUGUGCUUCCCACCUCCUCAUCGUCCUGCUGUUCUAUGGCCCAGGUUUCUUCACCCACCUCCACCCCUCCUCCAGCUACUCCAUGGACAUUGGGAAAGUGGUCUCUGUGUUUUACACUGUGGUCACACCCAUGCUGAACCCAAUGAUCUACAGCCUCAGGAACAAGGAUGUGCAAGCCGCCUUCAAGAAAGCCAUGGGAAGAAGUAGGAAAUAG
Molecule: messenger RNA, 855 nt
Organism: Mauremys mutica (yellowpond turtle)
Lineage: Eukaryota; Metazoa; Chordata; Testudines; Geoemydidae
Product: olfactory receptor 4E2-like
Exons: 2
Coding region: 1-855 (284 amino acids)
Biological process (GO): G protein-coupled receptor signaling pathway
Cellular component (GO): membrane
Molecular function (GO): G protein-coupled receptor activity; olfactory receptor activity
Source: RefSeq, a predicted model, not a curated record